GCUAAAAAGGCGGGAAAAGCUCAGAAAAAUAUUACAAAAAAUGAUAAACAGAAGAAGCGCAAGAGGAAGGAGAGCUAUGCUAUCUAUAUUUAUAAAGUACUGAAACAAGUUCAUCCUGAUACUGGCAUUUCAUCAAAGGCGAUGAGUAUAAUGAAUAGUUUCGUUAAUGACAUUUUUGAACGUAUCGCUGCCGAAGCAUCUCGUUUAGCUCAUUAUAAUAAACGUUCAACUAUUACAAGUCGGGAAAUUCAAACUGCCGUUCGUCUUUUAUUGCCAGGCGAAUUGGCCAAACAUGCUGUCAGUGAG
Messenger RNA from Glossina fuscipes, 306 nucleotides. Its product is annotated as histone H2B-like. The annotation marks the transcript as partial. Gene Ontology annotation, cellular component: nucleosome. The transcript has a single exon. Gene Ontology annotation, molecular function: DNA binding; structural constituent of chromatin; protein heterodimerization activity. The record is from RefSeq and is a predicted model, not a curated record. NCBI's taxonomy places the organism in Eukaryota, Metazoa, Arthropoda, Insecta, Diptera, Glossinidae.